AUGGAGGAGCCCAAGCUGGCAGGUUAUGUCCAACUCAGACACCGUGACUGCAUAGCUCAGAAGCCAGUUGGUGUGUGUGGCCAGAUCAUUCCUUGGAAUUUCCCGCUGGUCAUGCUUAGUUGGAAGUUAGGACCUGCUCUUUCCUGUGGCAACACCGUGAUUGUCAAACCGGCAGAGCAGACGCCUCUCUCAGCUCUUUAUGUGGCAUCUCUGAUAAAAGAGGCAGGGUUUCCCCCAGGAGUGGUGAAUAUUGUGCCUGGUUACGGACCCACUGCAGGAGCAGCCAUCUCUUCCCACAUGGAUGCCGACAAAGUGGCGUUCACAGGAUCAACAGAGGUUGGAAAAUUAAUUAAAGAAGCUGCUGGGAAGAGCAAUCUGAAGAGGGUGACCCUGGAGCUGGGCGGGAAGAGCCCCUGCAUCGUGUUUGCAGACGCGGACUUGGACAACGCAGUUGAAUUUGCACACCAGGGAUUAUUCCUCCACCAAGGCCAGUGUUGUGUAGCUGCCUCCAGGCUUUUUGUGGAAGAAUCAAUUUAUGAUGAGUUUUUUCGAAGGAUUGUUGAGCGGGCUAAGAAGUAUGUUCUUGGCAAUCCUCUGACCCCAGGAGUAAGCCAAGGUCCUCAGAUUGACAAGGAACAAUAUGAUAAAAUAAUUGACCUCAUUGAGAGUGGGAAGAAAGAAGGGGCCAAACUGGAAUGUGGAGGAGGCCCCUGGGGGAAUAAAGGCUACUUUAUCCAGCCCACAGUUUUCUCCAAUGUGACAGAUGAGACGUGCAUUGCCAAGGAGGAAAUAUUUGGACCAGUCCAGCAAAUCAUGAAGUUUAAAUCUUUAGAAGAAGUGAUCAAGAGAGCCAACAACACUUUCUAUGGCUUGGCGGCAGGAGUCUUCACCAAGGACCUUGAUAAAGCUGUGACAGUGUCUGCUGCCCUGCAGGCUGGGACGGUGUGGGUGAACUGUUAUAUGGCAAAUUCUGUCCAGUGCCCCUUUGGGGGAUUCAAGAUGUCUGGAAAUGGACGAGAACUGGGAGAAUAUGGUCUUCAUGAAUAUACUGAGGUCAAGACAGUCACAAUGAAAAUUUCCAAGAAGAAUUCAUAA
Molecule: messenger RNA, 1095 nt
Organism: Elephantulus edwardii (Cape elephant shrew)
Lineage: Eukaryota; Metazoa; Chordata; Mammalia; Macroscelidea; Macroscelididae
Product: retinal dehydrogenase 1-like
Exons: 2
Coding region: 1-1095 (364 amino acids)
Molecular function (GO): benzaldehyde dehydrogenase (NAD+) activity
Source: RefSeq, a predicted model, not a curated record